AUGGCCGAAGGGAUUGGCAUCUUGAAAUCCCUGUACUCGUUUUCGGGGAGGUCGUUUUCCGACGACCCUACUUCGAAUGCAGCAGUUGGGUCUCGUCGUACUGCUCGACGAUACCAAGGACAUCAACAAUCAGCUGGGCACAAGGCUACCAGCUGUCCCACUCCGGUGGAUAGCCACGCCAGCGGACGAGGUAGAUCAUCCGGACACCGUUCACAUCGCGGUGGAUCUAAAUACGCUCCACUAGGAAGCGUUGACCACCGCCUGAGUCCACCAAAGGUUGUGGUGGCGGCGGAAACACCUGAUCCGGCUCGAGGGUCGGAUCAACUUGAUGUUCAAGAGCUGAACCGUCUAACGGAACAGUUGCAAAAUGACCUGGCUCACGAACGGACUCGGCGUUAUAAGCUUCAUGAUCUUGUGAGGGAUAAUUAUUAUUACCUAACGCACGAUCGUUCAGACGAUCGUGCCGCUUUUGCGCUCGCGCAGCUUAAGAACGAACGUUUGACUCGUUCUCUUCAUGAUGAGCUGGCUCCAGCUCGUCGAGACAUCGCUGAGCUGCUUGAACAGGUCGCUUCGCUAGUCGACCAGACUGGUUCGUUGAAACGGCACCAAUCGAAGGUGGUAUCGGCUCUCGAACGUGGAGGUUUUCUUCGCAUCUCGAAACGGGCUCGUGCUGAUAGUAUGGGCGGAGACGACCGACGUAAAACGUAG
This is a messenger RNA of Peronospora matthiolae, 708 nucleotides long. NCBI's taxonomy places the organism in Eukaryota, Oomycota, Peronosporomycetes, Peronosporales, Peronosporaceae. The record is from the annotation of a GenBank genome assembly.